GUGUGAAUCUGGGUGAGUUUCAAACAUUAGAUAGAUCUUACAUGUCCCUAGCCUGUAGACAUCUUUUACUCCAAUUCCCCGAAUAGAUAGUUUUAGUCCUUCAAGGUAAUAUAGCGUGGUGGCUUCUGGAUGAGAUGUUUGCUGUUGCUUUUUUCAUCUUGUCUUUGAUGACUUGUCAGCCUGGGGUAACUGCACAGAAGAAGGUGAACCAGAGAGUACGUCGGGCAGCUACCCCCAUAGCAGUUACCUGCCAGCUGAGUAACUGGUCAGAGUGGACAGACUGCUUUCCAUGCCAGGACAAAAAGUACCGAUACCGGAGACUCUUGCAGCCAAACAAGUUUGGGGGAACCAUCUGCAGUGGUGAUGUCUGGGAUCAAGCCAGCUGCUCCAGUCUCACACCUUGUCUAAACCAAACACAAUGUGGACAGGACUUCCAGUGUAAGGAGACAGGUCGCUGCCUGAAACGCCACCUCGUGUGUAAUGGAGACCGGGACUGCCUUGAUGGCUCUGAUGAGGAUGACUGUGAAGAGGUCAGGGCUGUUGAUGACGACUGCAGCCAGUACGAACCGAUUCCAGGAUCAGAGAGGGCAGCCAUGGGGUACAAUAUCCUGACCCAGGAAGAAACCCAGAGUGUGUAUGAUGCCACAUAUUAUGGGGGCCAGUGUGAGACUGUAUACAACGGGGAAUGGAGGGAACUUCGAUACGACCCCGCCUGUGAGCAUCUCUACUAUGGAGAGGAUGAGAAGUACUUUCGGAAACCCUACAACUUCCUGAAGUACCACUUUGAAGCCCUGGCAGACACUGGAGUCUCCUCAGAGUUAUACGAUAAUGCAAAUGACCUUCUUUCUAAAGUAAAAAAUGACAAGUCUAGGUCAGUUGGAGUGACCAUUGGCAUAGGACCAGCAAGAAGCCCUCUGUUAGUGGGUGUAGGUGUAUCUGAGUCAAAAGAUUCUUCAUUCUUGAAUGAGUUGAACAAGUAUAAUGACAAGAAAUACAUCUUCAUGAGAAUUUUCACAAAGGUGCAGACUGCCCAUUUUAAGAUGAGGAGGGACAACAUUGUGCUGGAUGAAGGAAUGCUGCAAUCAUUAAAGGAACUUCCAGAGCAAUUCAAUUAUGGCAUGUAUGCCAAGUUCAUCAAUGACUAUGGCACCCAUUACAUCACAUCUGGAGCCAUGGGUGGCACUUAUGAAUAUAUCCUGGUGAUUGACAAAGAAAAAAUGAAAUCUCUUGGUGUCACCAGCAAAGAUAUCAAGACUUGCUUUGGAGGCUCCGUGGGCAUUCAGUAUCAAUACACGGAUAGCUUAGGCAUCGAAGGAGGUUUAUCAGGAGAACAAUGUAAAAAAUUUGGAAGUGGAACAACUGAACACAACAUGAAGGCCAUGGCUGUGGAAGACAUCAUUUCUCGGGUGCGAGGUGGCAGUGCUGGCUGGGGCAGUGGCUUGACACAAGAUGGGAGUACCAUUACAUAUCGCUUCUGGGGGAGGUCAUUAAAGUAUAAUCCUGUUGUUAUCGAUUUUGAGAUGCAGCCCAUCCACGAGGUGCUGCGACACACAAACCUGGGCCCUCUGGAGGCCAAGCGCCAGAACCUGCGCCAGGCCUUGGACCAGUACCUGAUGGAAUUCAACGCCUGCCGCUGUGGGCCCUGCUUCAACAAUGGGGUGCCCAUCCUCGAUGGCACCAGCUGCAGGUGCCAGUGCCGCCUGGGUCGCCAGGGUCCUGCCUGUGAGCAAAUGGAGAUAGAGGGGGCCAAAGCAGAUGGGAGCUGGAGCUGCUGGAGCUCUUGGUCUGUGUGCACAGGAGGCACCCAGGAAAGAAGGAGAGAGUGCGACAACCCUGCACCCCAAAAUGGAGGAGCCUUGUGUCUGGGGAAGCAAUUACAGACCCAGGCUUGCUGAGGGCCUCUGGCACAGGCUGGGACAGAAGCUGAGGACAUUGCCACCUGCACUGGCUAUCAGAUAAAGACUUCUUUCAGUUGAGAGAAGACGCAAAUCAGCAUAGACUUUUUCUUUGUCCUGCCAGAUCCCAGCCCUCAGACUAGGUCACACCAUCUACAGCCAACUGUUCUAUUGCUUACAAAACUCAGUCGUUUAUUCAACUGGAUGUUGAGUGUUAACUA
Molecule: messenger RNA, 2116 nt
Organism: Carlito syrichta (Philippine tarsier)
Lineage: Eukaryota; Metazoa; Chordata; Mammalia; Primates; Tarsiidae
Gene: C8A
Product: complement C8 alpha chain
Exons: 11
Coding region: 135-1895 (586 amino acids)
Biological process (GO): immune response
Cellular component (GO): membrane attack complex
Molecular function (GO): protein binding
Source: RefSeq, a predicted model, not a curated record